AUGCAACAGAAGAAAUAUGCUUUUUUUGAUCCACUUGGCUUCUCAAUUCUCAAUGAAAUUGAUAUUCAACAUAUUGAAAAUGGAAUCAAUGAUAUUAUUCGAAAUGAAAUAAAUUAUCAAAAUCAAGUUUCGGCAACAACAAGACCAACUUCAACAAUUACUUCAUCAUUAUCUUCAUCAACAACAGAAGCUGCUUCCUCCUCCUCGUCAUCAUUAUCAACAACGACAGCUACUUCAUCAUCAUCCUCAAAAAUCGAGCCAAAACCAUCAACACUUGAUGAAUUUUUAGUUGCUUGUGGAGAAUCUCAAAUUAGCGAUAGUCAAAACGUAAACAGCGCAAGAUUAACACUUGAUGAAGAACUACUGUAG
This is a messenger RNA of Didymodactylos carnosus, 369 nucleotides long. The record is from the annotation of a GenBank genome assembly. Lineage: Eukaryota; Metazoa; Rotifera; Eurotatoria; Philodinida; Philodinidae.